AUGGCCACUGACAUAGAAACAGGUAACUGGCACCAAACUGGACGUCUGACGUACAGGUCCUUCAGACUCUCCCGCUCCCGCUGGUGGAGAUGGAAGAGGAAGGAGAGGAAUGUGGAGCAGCCCGCAGCUCCCACUCCUGCUUCGGCUGAGGCCCGGUUGCCUGAGAGCUGGCGGACAGCUCUCACCGUGGAAGAGCAGGAGUGGAUCGGCCGGGAGCUGUUCCAGCCAGACAGCAAGGGGAGGACUAAACUCACCACGGACCUCAAGCUGUGGUGGGAUCCCCCUCAGCCCCGGCCGAGUUAUACUCAGUCACCCGCCUCACCAGCUGCCUUCUUCGCAUGUCGGCUGUUCCUCUGGACGCCCCCUGCGUCUGAGGACUACAGAGGACCAGAUGACCAGCCGGGGUACCUGGCCGUGGUCCAGUUGGCCACGGCCUUGGUGGGGUUGCGUUUCGAACCGGCCUUGUCCGAGGGGAGGGUAGAUGAGCUAAUCAGGCUCUACGAGGCCCUGUCAAAAUUCGACAGGGACCGAGUAGUUUACCCUCCCCGCUACAGGGACAGGCCAGCUCGGGGGCGCUUCAAGGCAGCGAAGCCUAGCCGCACCAGUAUACCUGGUGUGGAGAACAUGAGACGCUGCCUGGUCGGACAGACCUCUGGACCUGCCAGCAGUCCCAGUGCAAGCCGGCUGGUAGAGGCAGUGUGCAUCCAGCUCUGCCGCGUGUGCCCCUCAGGCACCCGUGUGAGCGGUGCCCGGCGGUCGCGGUGGGACAGCAUAACUGCUUCGGUACCAGCACAUCCGGGACCUUGUGCUGGGCCACCAGAGGCUGAUGGCUCGGGCGCCCAUCCAGCUCUAUGAGCUGAAUAGCAGGACCCUCUCGCUGUGGUUCACCAGGACGCAGCGGGAGAAGGAGAUGGCAGUGCUAGCUCCAGGCGUUGCAGCAGAGGGACGAC
Dicentrarchus labrax (European seabass) is the source of this 950-nucleotide messenger RNA. RefSeq lists its product as uncharacterized. The transcript is spliced from 7 exons. NCBI's taxonomy places the organism in Eukaryota, Metazoa, Chordata, Actinopteri, Moronidae. The record is from RefSeq and is a predicted model, not a curated record. Bases 1 to 855 code for a protein of 284 amino acids.